Ramularia collo-cygni is the source of this 1053-nucleotide messenger RNA. RefSeq names its product related to zinc-binding oxidoreductase. Lineage: Eukaryota; Fungi; Ascomycota; Dothideomycetes; Mycosphaerellales; Mycosphaerellaceae. Gene Ontology annotation, molecular function: oxidoreductase activity. The record is from RefSeq and is a predicted model, not a curated record. The transcript has 3 exons. The coding region runs from base 1 to 1053 and encodes 350 amino acids.
AUGUCCCUCCCUACCACAAGCCGCAAUUGGCGGAGGACUCAGGAUGGGAAAUCAAUCGAGCUUGUCUCUGAGAAGCUUCCAAGCACAUUGGGCUCAAAGGAAGUCCUGCUCCAAAUCCAUGCAGUCUCUCUCAACUAUCGCGAUAUCGCCAUGUUGGAUGGUAGCUAUCCAAUGAACGUCAUUGAUCGCGGAGUGCCUUGCUCAGAUGCAUCGGCAACCGUCGUUGCAGUCGGUAGCUCUGUCGAAACAUUCAAGAAAGGCGAUCGUGUUGCGCCGUCCUUCACCCAUGGAUUCGUAACGGGUCAAGAGAAGCGCGCCAAAUCAAAGUCCUUAGGCGGCGACCUUGAUGGGGUGUUGAGAGAAUAUGCCAUCUAUGAGCACCAAUUCUUGACCAAGGCUCCUGACUAUCUGUCUCACAACGAGAUCUCCACCAUAGCUUGUGCGGGUGUCACAGCUUGGACUUCUCUUGAUAUGGAAAAUCCGAUCUCCACUGCAGAAUAUGCGCUCAUGCAAGGCACCGGUGGUGUGAGCAUCUUCGCUGCUCUCAUCUGUGUUGCGGCCGGUAUCACCCCGAUAGUCACAUCAUCCUCGGACGAGAAGCUCGAGCAGAUAAAGGCACUGGGUACCGAGAAUACCCCUGUCCUAGGGAUCAACUACCGUACUCACAAGGAUUGGGCUGGCGAGGCACGCCGCCUCACGAACGAGGGUGGAGUUGAUAUUGUAGUCAACAAUAUUGGGAUCAACGCCAUGCAAGAGAGCAUCGAUGCCUUGUGUCUUCGAGGAGGCAUAGUGUCCGUCGUAGGAUUUCUCGGAGGUAUUCCAGAGAUGGUAAAAGAUUUCAUCAUGCCUGCCAUGUUCAAGACUGCAACCAUCAAGGCAAUCGGCGUUGGCUCAACAAAAGAUCAACAAGAYCUCUGUAACUUUUUGGCCAAGCACAAAAUCGACCUCGAGCCACUGGUAGACAAGGUCUUUGAGUUCGAGGAUGCUCAGGCUGCAUUCAAGCAUCUCAGUUCUGGAGCUCAUGUCGGCAAGAUUGUCAUCAAGGUCCGUUGA